CAUUCAGUGCAGCUGACUUAAAAAAAAAACGUUUGAGGGCUUGGCAUUCUUUCCAUUCAGCAUACAAACAAUUGCACAAGCAUCAGUCAUCCAGUGUUUCACAGCCUCUCCACUUUAAAUCAAGACCUCAACAACUAAAGCUGGAAUGCACACCAUUAUACUACUGGAACUGCUGGUACUGGGAGCAUCAGCGGUGUUGCCAGAUCCAGACACAGCUGGAGACAAGGUGACUCAGGAUCCAAUUCCCUGUGUAAAAGGCUGCAACUGUCUGCAUGAUGACUACAGCUUGGAGCUCAUCGUCUACUGCAGUGCUCGGAACUUAACUCAAGUACCAGCUGACAUCCCACUAUCCACUCAUUAUCUCUGGCUAGAUGGAAACUUGUUUGUUUCCCUUCCAGCUGCGUCUUUUAGGGGUCUAAGCAAUCUGGACUUUUUGAAUCUACAGAGUGGCCAGCUGUUGACCCUUGACCAUCAGGCAUUUAGAGGGCUCAGAUCCCUAGCACACUUGCACCUUGAGCGAAACCGUCUCCGUGGGUUGCCAGGUUCAAUCUUCCAGAACACACCUAACCUUGCUUCACUCAGUCUACAUAACAAUCACAUCAGUCGUAUUGACGAAAGACUGUUUUCUGGGCUCUCGCACAUGUGGUUUCUCAAUCUAGGAUGGAACUCACUCACAGUCUUGCCAGAGACAGUUUUUCAUGAUCUGCAAGGUUUGCGGGAACUGAACCUUGCGGGCAACAGACUUGCUUACUUGCAACCGGCACUAUUCCAAAAUCUUGUUGAGCUAAAAGAGCUGGAUCUGACAGGAAAUUACAUCAAGGUUAUCAAAGCUAAUGUGUUUGUUAAACUCCAUAAGCUGCAAAAACUUUACCUGGCCCAGAAUCAGAUUGGAAGUGUGGUACCCAGGGCGUUUGUAGGCAUGAAAUCGCUCAGAUGGCUCGACAUGAGAAACAACAAAUUGACUUCUCUACAUGAAGACACAUUCUUAGGCUUGAGCAGUCUUCAUGUAUUGCGCCUUUCCAACAACUCUAUCACUGGCUUAAGGCCUAGAACCUUCCGUGACUUGCAGUACUUGGAAGAACUAAGGCUCAGUUACAACAGGAUUCGAGCUCUAGGGGAGAGAAUUUUUGAAGGACUUGGUCAUCUGGAGGUUCUAGAGCUAGAUUAUAAUCAGGUACAAGAGGCACACGUGGGAAGUUUCACUGGCCUGUCUCAUGUGGCUGUCAUCAAUUUAUCUGGAAGCUGCUUUCAAAGUUUCCCUGACCAAAUGUUCAAAACUCUGUCAAAGCUUCACAGCCUACAUCUGGACAAAGGUUGCCUUACGAGGAUCACAGCUCUAGCUUUCAGUGGUCUUUCUGGUUUACGGAGGCUUUUCCUUCAACAAAACAACAUCUCUGUGGUGGAAGAUCACAGUUUUAUGGGUCUGGUAGGACUUGUAGGACUGGAUUUAAGCUCCAAUAAGAUGGAGGUGCUCACAGAUCAAACUUUCUCUGGGCUGAGUAAUCUGGAGUAUCUUCUUCUGUCCAACAAUGAAUGCCAUCAGUUUUUGCAGAAUGGAACAAAACAAGUACUUCCACGGCUGCGCUACCUGGACCUGCGAGCCAAUGCCUUGUCAAGUUUAGCCAUCAAUUUCUCAGAGAACAUGGAGAAACUCCUGCUGUCUGGAAAUCAGUGGAAAUGUGACUGCACCACACUUCCACUCAGAAACUACAGCUUGCAAAAACCACAAGUCAUCCCUCGACAAGUAGAGACCCAUGCAGAAGGUGAAGAACCUGAUAGUACGAUCACCAUAUAUAACAACAUUACAUGCACCAGCCCACCACAUGCAGCUGGCCAGGACUUACGGGAUGUCAGCAGUGAACUCUUCAGAAGCUGCUGAGGUUACAUAGACUGGUUGAGUGAUACAAAAUGCUGACCAUGCAUUUCUGGUUCAGAUUACAUUUUCUCUGUAUAUUCAAGACAACAUCAGAUCUUAGGAAGACCUUUAUUUGGGAAAAAAAAAAAGGAUAUUCUCACAAACCAUCAAUAAAUUAUGUGUUAGUUCAGUAAAGAUUGUAAGUUUUAUUACUUGUGUGGAGAUAAAUUUUCUGAAGAUAUUUAAUAAAAUAUUUGAAUGUGUGACAUAUUGUGCUCUUGUUAACUUUUAUGUUUGAAAAAAGAAAGAGAACAAAAGGAAAAGGGGUACACAAAGUUUCCAUUUGUAAAUUUUCAUAUGGAAGAUUUAACCUAAUACAGAAGAUAAACACACAUCUUCUAGAAAUCAGGUUCACACAUUCUCCUAUUUGGAAAUCCAUUGUUUUAAAAUAAUUUAAUUUAACCAUGCUUUUGUCUGAUGAAUUUGAACUCCCUUUUGGCCAAAACAUAAAUUCAGUAAAGGCCAACUAAAAGUAGACAAGACAAAGACUCUACUUGUGACUAUUGUCAUUUUUAUGUGUGUUGACAAAUACCACUAAAUCUAUAAGGAGCACUGUUUCCUUGCAGCAAGAAUAUCUUGGGUUCAAAUCUGUUUUUUUGUUUUUUUUUACCAUGUGUAGUUUGCCUAUUCUUCUUAUGCAUGUGUGGUUUAUCUAUAUGUUCCUCCCACGCUCUGAAAACUUGACUGUUGGGUUAAUCUGUCUUAAAUUGAAAUCUAAGUGAUGAAACUAAAUUAGAUGCCUCAUUUGUGAACUACAAUACAAAAUCUCUAAUUUGUAGCGUGUUUGAAAAGAGGAAACAAAUUACAAUAGAAUAAAAAAAUUAUAGGCAGUCAAUUUUUUGGAAAAUAUAUUUUAGAAUGAUUACAAUUAAAUAGCUUACACAUUUGAUCCAUGCUUUAGAGACCUGGUCAUAAACUGUACUCGACUAUGUAGCUGUAUUAGGAAACUACAAUAUUACAAUAUUAUCAUUCAAUAUUAUGAUGAGGAUAUUGAGUAUGUGUAAACUAUAUUUUCUCUCUACUCUCUUUCGUUACCUUUCCAUCUCUAUUAAUGCAUCACAUCUGAAACCUAAUAGCCUACUAAAUAUUGCAUGUGUGGUUUAUCUAUAUGCAUUGAAGUCCUUUGUAGCUCCAGCACUGUAUGUAUUGAUAUAGCAAUGGCAACUGUAAUUUGAUAUAUUAAUUUGCAUUUUGUAAGUUUGAGCUUAGUUAGCUUAUAUUUUGGUAUUAAAUGCUGGCAAUAACCAAUCAUAUAUGGAUAUCAAGCAAAGAUUUUUAUCACAGCCACUAAGAAACUUAAAAUACCAGGCAAUAUAAGUGGUAUCCUACCUUUUCUGCUUUUUACAGAAAAUGUAUGAUAAAGAAAUUAAUGUCUUGAAGACAAAAGGUUUUGUUAAAAAAAUAUAGAGGAACAGUUGCAGCUGGGUCACCAGGAGUGCUGAUGUUUUUGUAUCGACUUAUAGUGUUCUGCUCUUGUGAUGAAAAAGAAAAAUCCAUAAUUCCUUCAUCAGAGUUACCUGGAAACACAUUUCUGAGAAAAAAACAUGCUCAAAGAGCAUUCUGGGACCCCAAAAUGGGUCAGGUAAAUCUUUUUUGUACUGGAUACAUUUUCACCUCUUAAUUUUGUUUUGGUUCAGUUUUUAUAUCUAUUCAGAGGGAAUGACUGACUAAUGUUUCUUAAAACUAUAUAAGAAAUGGAGGGAAACAGGAACACAUAUCCUGGCACAUGUACUCAUCAUACAGGAGAGAAAAAGAAGGACAAGCACCGUCACUCUGUUGAGCUUGCCUGUACCCAUGACUCAUGCAAAUUUGUGGGUGGAAAAACAGUCCUCUGCUCUGCAGUCCAGGAAGUCUCAAAUAACUUCUCGUUAUGGUUCUUAUUAAAGAAUCAACCCAACAAAUAUAAGUAUUUGAUCAUUAUUCAUUGAGCUUAUCAUGAACAAAUCAAUUAAACUAUGAUGCAGAUUCUGAAGGUGACCAGCAGGGACCAGACAGAAAAUUCACAUAGAAUGUGCCCAAGAAAUCGAUAAGCUGCUAAAAACUCUUCAUCUGACCAAGUCUGUUGAUCUGAAGCAGCCAGCUCCUGAGAAGACUGAUUUACUUUAUGUGUUUGUAUGUGCCAAAGUAAACAAGCACUAAGUUGUUGCUUCAUCUUUUUAUGCCACUUUGUUUAUGUAUGUUUCAGCAGGCUUGCUCAGAGUCAUUUAACACUGAAGUCAAGGUUGGCCAAAAAGAGUAAACUACUUUUGCAUGUCUUAACCUUUGCUCAUCAAUGUUUUACAAUAAAUGUGAAGGAAUAAAAUAAAAAGAAUGCACAA
Gambusia affinis (western mosquitofish) is the source of this 4233-nucleotide messenger RNA. RefSeq names its product insulin-like growth factor binding protein, acid labile subunit (gene igfals). Gene Ontology annotation, molecular function: protein binding. The record is from RefSeq and is a predicted model, not a curated record. The transcript has 2 exons. Lineage: Eukaryota; Metazoa; Chordata; Actinopteri; Cyprinodontiformes; Poeciliidae. Gene Ontology annotation, cellular component: plasma membrane. The coding region runs from base 146 to 1879 and encodes 577 amino acids.